Blastocystis hominis is the source of this 1704-nucleotide messenger RNA. RefSeq lists its product as hypothetical. Lineage: Eukaryota; Bigyra; Opalinata; Blastocystidae. The transcript has 15 exons. Gene Ontology annotation, biological process: maturation of SSU-rRNA. Gene Ontology annotation, molecular function: RNA helicase activity; nucleic acid binding; ATP binding. The coding region runs from base 1 to 1692 and encodes 563 amino acids. The record is from RefSeq and is a predicted model, not a curated record.
AUGAGUCAAGCUUCGUUCUUUUUACUAGGGUACGGAUUGCACUUCAAGGAAACGAAUCAGAAAAACAAAGAUCCCUCAGCUAAGGGGAAUAAGCACCAGAAAGUGCAGACAACAAUUCACAAAUCCACCAUUGAUAUCCCUACCUCGGAUGACGUGUUAAAGCGUAAUGAUAGCGAUCAGUCGAAGAAUAUGCUCAACGUUUGGAAGCAUGAUCGACUGGAGAGAAGGCCAUCUUUAGACAAUUCGAGUGUGAAGAGCACUAGUUCAGCAAGUCAAUCCACCUAUUCCGCAGAAAGUGGAGUGAACAAAUUCCGUCAAUCCAUGCGCAUAUCUGUAUCAGGGGGUGACAUUCCCGCGCCUAUAUAUACCUUUGAGAACAUGCCAUUCCGAAGUGACCAGUCCAAGCUGAAAGAAACGAUUCUUCAGAACAUCGAGAAUUCUGAAUAUAAAGAGCCGACCCCGAUUCAGAUGCAGUCGAUUCCCAUAAUCAUCCAGACCCGCGAAUUUUUGGGCAUUGUCCCGACAGGUUCCGUUAAAACGGCGGCGUAUCUGCUCCCGAUCCUUCAGCGUCGAAACGCGCACGGCACGGAGCACAUCCGCGCGGUGAUUUUGACGCCGACGCUGGAGUUGGCGGCGCAGGUGCACAGGCAUUUGCUGCGAUUGGGAGAACGAAGCGGAAUCAAAUCGAAGGUUCUGUCCAAGUCCACGUGGCCCAUUUUCCAGGAAGGCAAGCAGUCGAUCGACUGUCUCAUCAGCACGCCUCUGCGUCUCAUCAGCGCCAUUUCCGCCUCCAUCAUCGAUCUCUCCCAGGCCGAAAUCCUCGUUCUCGACGAGGGCGACAAGCUCUUCGAGGACGGCUUCAUCGAACAGAUCGACGAGAUCAUGGCCGCGUGUUCGAACCCGCGUCUGCAGCGUCUUUUAUUCAGCGCGACGCUGCCGCAGGGCGUGGAAGCGAUCGCGCGGACCGUGCUUCGCGACCCAAUCCGCGUCAUCGUGGGACACAAAAACACUACCACCUCCGACGUCGAGCAGUCCCUCGUCUACUGUGGCAACGAGGAGGGAAAACUCAUCGCCAUCCGCAAUCUCCUCCGCGAAGGAUUCGAACCGCCGAUGCUCGUCUUCGUCCAGAGCAAAGACCGCGCGCGGCAGCUCUACACGGAGCUCGCCUAUGACCGGGUAAACGUGGAUGUGAUCCACUCGGAUCUGUCAAAUCUCGCCAGAACCGCGGCAAUCAAUCGGUUCCGAACCGGAGAAACGUGGGUGCUGAUCGCGACGGAUCUAUUGGGCCGCGGACUGGACUUUUUGGGGCUGAAUACCGUGGUUAAUUACGAUUUUCCGCAGAGUGGAGUGGAUUAUAUCCAUCGGAUCGGACGGACGGGACGAGCAGGACGCAAGGGAAAGGCGAUUACUUUUUUUACGGAGGAAGACAAGCCGAUGCUGCGAUCGAUCGCGAAUGUCAUGAAUAUUAGCGGGUUUGAGGUGCCGCAGUGGAUGUUGCAGCUGAAAAAGACGAACAAACGCGAACUGAAGAAGAUUGCGAAGCAUGGCGUCAAGCGCGACGAAAUCACGACGCAGGCGAAGUUUGAUAAGAAGAAGAAGAGAAAGGAGAAAAAAGUGAAGAAGGGGAAGGAAGAGAGUGAAGAGCAGCUGGCGGCGCCUGUCCUCGAGGAGGACUUGUCAUCCCUUCUGUAGAAAUGUUCGUUU